Molecule: messenger RNA, 4704 nt
Organism: Ctenopharyngodon idella (grass carp)
Lineage: Eukaryota; Metazoa; Chordata; Actinopteri; Cypriniformes; Xenocyprididae
Product: NACHT, LRR and PYD domains-containing protein 12-like
Exons: 17
Coding region: 195-3764 (1189 amino acids)
Molecular function (GO): protein binding
Source: RefSeq, a predicted model, not a curated record
CUAAACGCAGAAGCGGCACGGGUUAUUUGAAGUGUGCGCACUACCCAUGACACUGGGAGGAUAACUAAAGUAACAGAAAGUUGUGGAAAGAUCUGCUUACAAACAACGACGCAUGCAUACACGGAUUUACACAUGCAGCUCUAUGAAUUCAUGGAGAACACACCAACAUUCAGCGACAGACAUUUUCCUCCAGGAUGCAGAGGGAGAGAUCCAACCCACGGGAGUCCAGCUGUGUGUCCAUGAAGAGUGACCAGUCUAUGGGCAAGCCUAUACAAUUUAAGGGAAGACACACAUCAGCUGAUCUGAGUCUAUUGCACAGGGAGAGAUCAAACCCACGGGAGUCCAGCUGUGUGUCCAUGAAGAGUGACCAGUCUAUGGGCAAGCCAAUACAAUUUAAGGGAAGUCACACAUCAGCUGAUCUGAGGGAGAAAUCAAACCCACGGGAGUCCAGCUGUGUGUCCAUGAAGAGUGACCAGUCUAUGGGCAAGCCAAUACAAUUUAAGGGAAGACACACAUCAGCUGAUCUGAGUCUAUUGCACAGGGAGAGAUCAAACCCACGGGAGUCCAGCUGUGUGUCCAUGAAGAGCGACCAGUCUAUGGGCAAGCCAAUACAUUUUAAGGGAAGACACACAUCAGCUGAUCUGAGUCUAUUGCACAGGGAGAGAUCAAACCCACGGGAGUCCAGCUGUGUGUCCAUGAAGAGCGACCAGUCUAUGGGCAAGCCAAUACAAUUUAAGGGAAGUCACACAUCAGCUGAUCUGAGUCUAUUGCACAGGGAGAGAUCAAACCCACGGGAGUCCAGCUGUGUGUCCAUGAAGAGCGACCAGUCUAUGGGCAAGCCAACACAAUUUAAGGGAAGACACACAUCAGCUGAUCUGAGGGAGAGAUCAAACCCACGGGAGUCCAGCUGUGUGUCCAUGAAGAGCGACCAGUCUAUGGGCAAGCCAACACAAUUUAAGGGAAGUCACACAUCAGCUGAUCUGAGUCUAUUGCACAUGGAGAGAUCAAACCCACCACAGUCCAGCUGUGUGUCCAUGAAGAUCAACCAGCCUAUGGGCAAGCCAAUACAAUUUAAGGGAAGACAGACAUCAACUCAUCUGAGCCUAGAGGUCCAAAGCAGAUUUAAAUCAAACCUAAUAAAGAAGUUUCAGUGUCUGUAUGAAGGAACAGCAAAAGAUGGAAGCCAAACACUCCUUAAUGAGAUCUACACAGAGCUCUACAUCACAGAGAGUGAAAGUGGAGGGAUCAAUAAUGAGCAUGAGGUGAGGCAGAUUGAGACACAAUCCAGGAGAGCAGCAACAGAUGACACACCAAUCAAAUGCAAUGACAUCUUUAGACCUUUACCUGGACAAGACAAACCCAUCAAAACUGUGCUGACAAAGGGAGUCGCUGGCAUUGGAAAAACAGUUUCUGUGCAGAAGUUCAUUGUGGACUGGGCUGAAGGGAAAGCAAAUCAGGAUGUCCAGUUCAUAUUUCCACUUCCUUUUAGAGAACUCAACCUGAUGAAGGACAAAAAACUUAGUCUUUUAGAUCUUCUUCAGGUUUUGUUUACUGAAGCAAAAGUAAUGCAAAUAUGUAGUGAUGAAUAUAAAGUUUUCUUCAUCUUUGAUGGUCUGGAUGAGUGUCGUCUGUCUCUGGAUUUUCAGAGCAAUGUGAGGUUGUGUGAAGUAAGUGAAACAGCCACGUUGGACGUGCUGGUGACAAACCUCAUUAAGGGGAAUCUGCUUCCCUCUGCUCUCAUCUGGAUCACCUCAAGACCAGCAGCAGCUGAUCUCAUCCCCUCUGAGUGUGUUGAUCGGGUUACAGAGGUGCGAGGCUUCAAUGAUCCACAGAAGGAGGAAUACUUCAGAAAGAGAAUCAGUGAUCAGAGUGUGGCCAAUAGAAUCAUCACACACCUGAAGUCAUCAAGGAGUCUCUAUAUCAUGUGCCACAUCCCAGUGUUCUGCUGGAUCUCGGCCACUGUUCUCGAAGGAAUGUUGUGGAAAUCAUGGAAAGGAAAGAUCCCCAAGACUGUCACUCAGAUGUACACAUACUUCCUGAUCCUUCAGAAAAACAUUAAACAUGAGAAGGACUAUGAGAAGAAAGUGGAAGAUGAAGACAUGAUUUUCAAACUAGGGAAACUAGCUUUCCAGCAGCUUGUGAAAGGCAACUUGAUCUUCUAUGAGGAAGACCUGAGAGAGUGUAGUAUUAAUGUGACAGAAGCAUCAGUUUACUCAGGACUGUGCACUCAGAUCUUCAGAGAGGAGUUUGGCUUGUAUCUUGGGAAAGUCUUCUGCUUUGUUCAUCUGAGCAUUCAGGAACAUCUCGCAGCUCUAUAUGCGCACAUCUCCUUUACAGACUACACAGAUGUGUUUGAUCAAACCACAGAACAAAAUAUCUUAUCUAAGGUUUUAAACUGGAUGAAAAGUAAUUCAUUAUCUGGGCUGCAUCAAAAAGCGGUGGAUGAGGCUUUACAGAGUAAGAAUGGACACCUGGAUCUUUUCCUGCGUUUCCUGCUGGGUCUCUCACUGGAGUCCAAUCAGACACUCUUACAAGAACUACUGACACAGACAGCAAGCUGCCCCUACAACAAAGAGGAAACAGUUCAGUACAUCAAACAAAAGAUCAGAGAGAAUCCCUCUCCAGAGAGAUUCAUCAAUCUGUUCCACUGUCUGAAUGAACUGGAUGAUGAUUCACUGAUGCAGGAGAUCCAAGAUUAUCUGAGAUCUGGAAAAAUAAGUCAAGCCAAACUCACUUCUUCACAGUGGUCAGCUCUGGUUUUUGUGUUGCUUACAUCGGAGCAGAGGUUGGAAGAGUUUGAUCUAAAAAGGUUUAUUGGAGGACAAAAUACAGCAGAUGAAGUUCUUGAGAAACUGCUGCCUGUGAUUAAAGAAUCCAGAUCAGCUCAGUUGUGUAGGUGUGGUGUCACAGACAAAGGUUGUGCUUCUCUGGCUUCAGCUCUGACAUCAAACCCCUCGCACCUGAAAGAACUGAAUCUGUCUGAAAAUAAACUACAAGAUGCAGGAGUAAAGCUGCUCUCAGAUGCACUGAAAAAUCCUCACUGUAACUUAGAAUCACUUUGGUUGAAUGAUUGUGGUGUCACAGCAGAAGGUUGUGCUGCUUUCGCUUCAGCUCUGAGUUCAAAUCCUUCAUACCUGAAUUUUCUGGAUCUGACUGGAAAUAAGCUAAAAGAUAUAGGAAUGAAUCUGAUCUCUGCUGUACUGGAGAAUCCUCAAUGUAACCUGAAAACACUGCGGUUGAUUGAUUGUGGUAUUACAGAUAAGGGUUGUGCUGUUCUGGCUUCAUCUCUGAGAUCAAACCCCUCCAACCUGAAAGAACUAAAUCUGUCUGGAAAUAAACUAAAAGCAUCGGGAGUGAAUCUGCUCUCUAAUGGACUAGAGGAUCCUCACUGUAAUCUUGAGAUACUGUGGUUGAUUGAUUGUGGUGUCACAUAUAAAGGUUGUACUGCUCUGGCUUCAGCUUUGAGAUCAAACCUCUCACACCUGAGACAUCUCAAUCUGUCUAGAAAUAAACUAGAAGACAGAGGAGUGGAAAUGCUUUCUGCUGGACUGAAGAAACCUAAAUGUGAACUAGAAACAUUGUGGUUGGUGGAUUGUAGUGUCACACAUAAAGGUUGUUCUGCUCUGGCUUCAGCUCUGAGAUCAAACCCCUUGCACCUAAGCAAACUGGAUCUGACUGGAAAUUUUCUAGGAAUGUCAGACGUAAAUCUGCUUUUUGCUCUGAAGAAUGAUUCGCAUUAUAAUCUGAAGACACUUCUAUUUUAGAUGUUGUCUGACCUACUCUGGAUCAGCUGAAUGUGAAUAAAGAGCCACUACAGAAACAUCACAUUCAACAGAAUCAACACAGACAAUUACAUAGUGAUCAUAACACAUGGAUGUGUUUGUGUAACUUUCUAUAAUGAUCCAAUCCUUGAUCCAUAGUUAAACAAGGAAAACCUUUGAUUCUUUGUCAGAAACGACAUUUGUACCGGUACCCAAUUUCACAUAAUAUGAUCUUCUGUUCAAUCAAUACAUUUCAGCUGUAAGCUCAGGUACAGGCCACAGAUCUGAGAGAAACCAUAACUCAGAGGAGCACUUGACAGUGUUAAGUCAAUGAAAAUCAAAGAACAAAUACAAAUGUAUCACAUUUAAUUGUGCACUGUGUUACCGCCCUUAUCAUAUCGCAUUGUUGCACAUUGGGAUUCAGAAGAACUUUUUUUUUUACUUUGUAGUUCAAUUUAGGUAUCAUAGAACUGUUGCCGUUUAUUUAUUUUGACAACUAAUUGAAUGUCAGUCAUUCAAUGUUUAAUUUUUCAGUUGCAAAACUGUUGAGAACCAUGAGCUGACCACAGCGAGUUGAAGCUGUAGGGUGAGCUGCCUUAUUAUUAAUAUGCCAGGAGGUGAGGAAUAAAACAAAAAUUGUCAAAUUGAUUCAGUAGCCUAUUUCUUGACCUACAUCACCACUACUUCAAUUACAAUCAAUUCAAGUACAAUUAAUUUAAAAUACUGUUGUGUUGAUUGCACUAAAUCAGUCCAGUACUUUAUAGUCAAACUAAUUUUUUUUAAUGUAUGAAUAAUGAACAUUUCUAUUUCACCCCUGUGAAAAUGUCGCUUCUGAUGAUUGUUCACAUGAAUCGCUGUGUAUGCAGUAUAACCUGUAAAAAAAAAAUUUUGUGUGUAUUUUUACAUAUAUAUAUAUUUUUAAAUAAAUUGUGAUGCCAUUUCA